Messenger RNA from Bathycoccus prasinos, 948 nucleotides. RefSeq names its product ribosome recycling factor. Gene Ontology annotation, cellular component: mitochondrion. The coding region runs from base 1 to 948 and encodes 315 amino acids. The transcript has a single exon. Gene Ontology annotation, biological process: translation. NCBI's taxonomy places the organism in Eukaryota, Viridiplantae, Chlorophyta, Mamiellophyceae, Mamiellales, Bathycoccaceae. The record is from RefSeq and is a predicted model, not a curated record. Gene Ontology annotation, molecular function: ribosomal large subunit binding.
AUGGCGAAUUGGAAAACCAAAUCUUUAGAAGAACAAGAAACAGAGCGGUCUUUGAGAGUAAGAAAGAGCGCAUCGUGCGAGAGCACCACCGAAAGCAAAACCCAUCAAAACGUUCUUCGUAAGUCGUCGUUAAUGUUCUUCGGUGCGCUGCGUGACGCCCAAAAGUACAACGCUUUGAUAAAACCUCUUGUGUUUGUGAGAUACAAACACGGCAAGAAUAAGAACAAGAAAAAAGGUGGCAAUAGGAAUACUAGCAGUAGCGAUGAUGAUAGCGAUAAUACGAGCGAUAAUACGAGCGAUGAUGAUGACAACGACGACGAAAACGAAGAGGGUGGUUCCGGCGCGGAAGAUGAUGAUGCGACUUUGACCCCGUUCACGGUUGCGUCCGUCGAGCGCGAAACGGCGAAAGCGCUGGAGAACUUGAAACUCGAACUCGGGAAACUUCGAACGUCUCGCGCCUCGACUGGCGUCGUGGAAAAUAUAAUGAUUGCGAAUAUUUACGAGAGCUCUGCACCUCCGGUGCCGUUGAAAUCGCUCGGCGCGAUCACCGUUCGGGACGCGAAGACAAUAUCCAUCGCUUUGUACGACAAUUCCGAACCGAACAAAAACGCCGUGGAAAAUGCAAUCGUAAACGAAAAGCACUUAAAAUUCGGCGCAAAAAAAGACGAAUCCGGCGUCCUCGUCUCCCUCCCAGAGAUGGAUGCCAACGCGCGUAAAGAAGUCGUCAAAAUGGCGCAAGAACUCGGCGAGAAAUCGAAAAUCGGCGUUCGACGCGCUCGCAAAAAAGCCAUCGACGCGGUAAAGAAACAAACCUAUACGCUCAAACUCUUCGGCGAAGACGAGAAAAAGAGGUUCGAAAAAUCCAUCCAAAAAGUGCACGACGACGCCAUCAAGGAAAUCGAUCGGUUGGAGAAAAUGAAGAAAGAACACAUCGAGAGUGGGUUGUGA